This is a messenger RNA of Diprion similis, 575 nucleotides long. Its product is annotated as endocuticle structural glycoprotein SgAbd-2-like. NCBI's taxonomy places the organism in Eukaryota, Metazoa, Arthropoda, Insecta, Hymenoptera, Diprionidae. The transcript has 2 exons. The record is from RefSeq and is a predicted model, not a curated record. Bases 43 to 507 code for a protein of 154 amino acids. Gene Ontology annotation, cellular component: chitin-based extracellular matrix. Gene Ontology annotation, molecular function: structural constituent of chitin-based larval cuticle.
AAUGCCUGACAUUUGCCCCUCCACUAGCGAGUAUGCGAGAGGAUGACUAUAAAAGUCCUGUCGAAAUCCGUAGUAAAAUACAAAGCAUUAUUCAGCCGAACUGUCAACAUGAACUCCGCUCUGUUUUUUGUGAUGCUCUUCGGAGCGGCCUGCGCCGCUGGUCUCGACAAGGACGCGUCCAUCGACAGUCAAGUUCUGGAGACCGAUUUUGGGGGUGCUUUCAAAAACAGCUGGUCCGGCAACAACAUCCUCGUCGAUGAAUCUGGCUCCGUCAAGCCAGGCCCCGAAAACACUGUCGUCCAAACUAUUGAGGGACAGGUUUCGUACACGGCUCCCGACGGCACCCCCAUACAAACCCGAUACAUCGCCGACGAGAACGGCUUCAGAGCCGAAGGUGCCCAUUUGCCAGUCGCCCCGGAACUUCCCCCCUACAUCGCCAGGGCUCUCGCAUGGGCCAAGGAUCAUCCCUACAACGAGGAGGCCGAGCUCAGAAAGACUUACAACUGAGUUGUGUGUUGGUUAAAACCUAAUUCAUCGAUUCGUAUUUUUUAAUAAAGAGGAUACGGUUUUCAAUU